AUGGGCCGAGCACUUCAGGGCGUCCUCAACUGUCCCUCCAUCAUCUCUGACGUCGCCAUCGCCCGUCUAUCUCAAGUGGAGACCAACGCCGAUCCCGACUUCGCGCCCUCUCUCCGCGAAACCAUCAGGGCCGUGCAGCAGCUCUCCAGCGGUAAUGUGCCUAGACCGGACGCAAUCACUGAUGAGAUCUACGAGCACAGUAGCUCCCAACCUAUGGAUCACCUCACAGCGUUCUUUUAG
Molecule: messenger RNA, 240 nt
Organism: Spirometra erinaceieuropaei
Lineage: Eukaryota; Metazoa; Platyhelminthes; Cestoda; Diphyllobothriidea; Diphyllobothriidae
Source: the annotation of a GenBank genome assembly